AUGAAACUGAAUUCAGGAAUAACAGGAGAUGAGACAAUUGUCAACUGGACUAAUUAUGUUAGAGAAGUAACUCAUUAUGUUAUCACAUCUAAACAAAUAGGGUAUAUAAUUCAAAUUAAUGAAUUAUUAUUUGAUAGUCAUCAAAAGAAUAACGUUGAAAGAGUUCUAUUUAAAAUUUUUUAA
Hepatospora eriocheir is the source of this 183-nucleotide messenger RNA. The record is from the annotation of a GenBank genome assembly. Lineage: Eukaryota; Fungi; Microsporidia; Hepatosporidae.